AUGGCGAAGAGGGGUAAAUCCGUGGCGAGGACGCUGGAGGAUCUCACGCUCGACUCGGGCUACGGCGGAGCCGCCGACUCGUUCAGGUCGUCCAACUUGUCCCUGUGCUGCUCCGAGGCGCACGCGCCCCACGCGCACGGCUGCGGCGGCGACUGCUGCUGGCACGUGACCGGCGGCGCGCGCGGCAGCCUGGAGGACGGGGCGCGCGGCGAGCUGGCCGUCGCCGACGACGUCGCCGCAGAGACGCUGGAGUGCUGCGGCCACUGCGCGCGGCUUCCCGAGCUCGAGGACGUGCCCUGGAGCCUGGGCGACGUGGAGCGCGCGCUGCGGCGCGACGAGGCGUUUAGGCAAGCGAGCGCGAGCGCGCCCCCGGCGCUCCUCGCCAGACUCUCGGCGCUCGUCAGCCGCGCACUGGCGCGGAUCGCGCGGGAGGCGCGCCGCCUGAGCGCGCGCUACGCCAAAUGCACGCGCUACGAGGUGCAGAGCGCGGCGCGCAUCGUGCUUUCGUGGACGCUGUCGGCCAAAUGCGCAGCGGCGGCGCUCGGCGCGCUCUCGCUCUACAGCAUGAGUACGGAGGACGGUUACAGCCGCGGCAAGUCGGAGCGCUGCGGGCUCGCGCUGUCUGUGGGUCACUUUUUCCGCUGGAUGGUGGAGAGCGGCGUGGCCGUGAGGGUGCACGAGCACGCGGCCAUCUACCUGACCGCGUGCAUUGAGAGGCUCUUCUGCGAGGUGUUUGGCCGCGCGCUCCGAGACGUGGAGCAGGACAACGGGGUGCCCGCAUUUACGCUGGAGGCCUUCGAGCAGGCCAUUAACAAUGACUCGGAGUUAUACGGGCUGCUUCAGCCGUACCAGCACCUCAUAUGUGGGAAAAACGCCAGCGGGAUCCUCAGUCUGCCAGACUGUUUGAGCCUGCAUAGAGAGCAGCAGCGGUCAGGGAAGGCGGGUGAUGGUCAAGCCUACAGUCAGGCCGAGCUGCGCACAAUAGAGCAGUGUCUGCUGGCCACGCGUGUGGGAAGCAUCGCUGAGCUCAGUGACCUGGUGUCUAGAGCUAUGCAUCACCUGCAGCCACUGAGCGUAAAGAACCACAGUAACAGCACACCUGUGCACCAGAAGAGCGGCCUGACCCACUGGGAGCCUGAAGCCCUUUACACUCUCUGCUACUUCAUGCACUGCCCUCAGAUGGAGUGGGAGAACCCCAAUAUAGAACCCUCCAAAAUAACCCUUCAUACAGAAAGGUCAUUUAUGGUACUGCCUCCACUCAUGGAGUGGAUCCGAGUUGCUGUGGCCCAUGCUGAGCACCGCCGGAGCUUUUCAGUGGACAGUGAUGAUGUCAGGCAGGCAGCCAGACUCUUACUGCCUGGCGUGGACUGUGAACCUCGGCAGCUAAAGACGGACGAUUGUUUUUGUGUCUCGCGCAAGCUGGAUGCUGCCUCCACUGAGGCGAAGUUCCUGCAGGACCUGGGCUUCCGCAUGCUUAACUGUGGCCGCACAGACCUGGUCAAACAGGCCAUCAAUCUGCUGGGACCUGACGGCAUCAACAGCAGGAGUGAACAGGGUAUGACCCCACUUAUGUAUGCUUGUGCACGAGGGGAUGAAGCCAUGGUUCAGAUGCUACUGGACGCUGGAGCCGACAUCAACAGUGAGGUGCCCAACACAGUGCACCAGCACCCCUCAAUCUACCCCGAGACCCGGCAGGCCACAGCACUCACCUUCGCCGUGCUCCACCAACACAUCCCUGUGCUGCAGUUGUUGCUGGAUGCCAGAGCGAAUGUAGAGGGCUCCCUGCAGGACGGUAUGGAGAACUACACAGAGACUCCUCUGCAGUUAGCUGCUGCUGCAGGGAACUCUGAGCUGGUCAGUCUGCUGCUGGAGAGAGGAGCUGACCCUAUGGUGGGAACCAUGUACCGCAACGGCAUCUCCACAACUCCACACGGUGAGAUGAACUCCUUCGGCCUGGCUGCGGCACAUGGGCACAGGAACGUGUUUCACCAGCUGCUAACUCAGUCUGAGAAGGGAAAGGGGGAUGUCUUGUCUCUGGAGGAGAUACUGGCUGAGGGCUCAGAUGUGGGAGAGAGAAGUUCUCUGCAGAUGGAGGCUUCCCGCACUGGGAAGGCCAAACUCAAAGCCUUGAGAGAGGCUAUGUACCACAGCUCAGAACAUGGAUAUGUGGACAUCACACUGGACGUACGCAGCCUAGGAGUGCCUUGGUCGCUGCACACCUGGCUGGAGUCUUUGCGGACAUGUUUCCUGCAGCACAGGCGACCGCUAAUCCAGGGCCUGCUGAAGGAGUUCAGCUGCAUCGACGAGGAGGAGUACACGGAGGAGCUCAUCACACAUGGCCUGCCCCUCAUGUUCCAGAUCCUUCGAGCCAGCAAGAAUGAGGUGAUCAGUCAGCAGUUGGCUGUGAUCUUCACUCAGUGCUAUGGACCUUACCCCAUUCCUAAACUGACAGAGAUCAAGAAGAAACAAACCUCCAGGCUGGAUCCCCAUUUCCUGAACAACAAGGAGAUGUCAGAUGUGACCUUCUUGGUGGAGGGAAAACCAUUCUAUGCUCAUAAAGUUCUGCUCUUCACUGCCUCCAGCAGGUUUAAAUCCCUACUAGCAAACAGACCUCCAACAGAGAACACCUGCAUUGAAAUCAGCAAUGUGAAAUAUAAUGUAUUUCAGCUGGUGAUGCAGUACCUGUACUAUGGUGGAACAGAUUCUCUACACAUUAGGAACACAGAGAUUAUGGAUCUCUUGUCUGCUGCUAAGUUCUUCCAACUGGAGGCACUACAGAGGCACUGCGAGAUCAUCUGUUCCAAGAACAUCAACACUGAAACCUGUGUGGAGAUCUACAACCAUGCUAAAUUUCUAGAGGCGCCUGAACUCUCAUCCUACAUUGAAGGCUACUUCCUGAAGAACAUGGUCGUGCUGAUCGAGUUGGAGCCAUUCAAGCAGCUGCUGUAUGACACUCCGGUGGACAGCAUGGGCAGUGACGUCCUACAGGACCUGGAGAAGACUCUGGCCACACGCAUUCACUCCAUUCACUUGUCCUCUUCCAAGGGAUCCAUCGUUUGAGACUGUCAUGUAGCUGCUCAUGGCCCAGAGUACACAUUUUGUCCAGUGCUAAUGUGCACAGGCUUAAUGUGCACUCCAUCCAGUAGCAUAGCAGUACUUGCUAAGUGCACUUCAUCUAAGAGAGCAGCUGUGUUAGGCCUUUUCAAAGGGAGCAUUUUAAUGGGAGGUUUCAUAUGUGUGAUGCAAGACAGCCAUAAAGAAGACAGCAUCAUUGAUUUUUUUGCCAUUGUUUAUUUCAGAUCUGCUCACAAUAAAUAAUGCCUCUGUGACAGCAUAUGCCACAUACAGUACAUUUACAAAUGAUGUCAGAUUAUAUUAAAUACAAAAGGCUGAGCUGAGUGCUGUAGAAAAAUAUUUAAUGUAUAAUGGAAAUAAUUGUUUAGGCAUUAGUUUUUCUUACAAGAAGCAGCUGUUUGCAGCAAGAGUGGCCUCAGUGGUCGUCCAAAAUGUGUCACACAAUGGAAAAAAAUAAUGCACUAAAUUUACUUAAUUUAAAUGUGUAUAUCAUUUCCACAUUAAUAAAAUAUAUUCCAUCUACAUAAUUAUUGCCAAAAGUAAGCUGUCUAUGAAGACCUCCUUACUUCAUUAGUUCAGUUUUUUUUUUAGAUUGCAUUGUGUGAACAUGCAAAUACGCCUAGCAGAGGCAAAUCGUAGAAAUCAAAAGAUUUCUUAGAAUAAUAGGUUAUUGCAUUAACUUCCAUUACACAUCACCAUGACUGUUUUCCUUGUAAACUGAUCCUUCUGGUUUUGUUACCACAACAACAUUUCUUAAUGUGGAAAUGAUGAACACAUUUAAAUCAGGUAAACUGAAUUCAUCACUUUUUUCAGGGCAGUCUGAGUUCUGCCCAAUGCAAGGAUGCACGCAAACACUGUAAUACCAAAUUAAGUUUUAACAGGUUGUCCAGUUCUAGUAGAUUCAGGUAUGAUGAGAAAAAAAAAACAGCUUCUCACGCUGGACAGUCUAUUGCAGAUGUUCCAUGUCCUGCCUGGCUCACACGCUUGCUUACAAUCAGCUCAUAGGUUGUAAAAGUGACACUGAUACUGCCUUUAUCAUCACACACUGUAGAGCAGGAAAGAAAAAUAUUAUAUAUGGCCACAUGUAAAUAUGCAGUGUAAAUCUCUGAUAUGGAGAGCUGUCUCCACCUGUAAGUAUAUGUACAUAACAGAUCUUCAUUUUACGGCCCCACUCACAGUGUAUGUAAAGUGUUCUUUAAAUCAGCUAACAGUUGUAAAUGUGCAGAUGCAUGUAGCUAUUUUUAUGUUUGUUUUUUAAUUUCUAUAAAACUUUUAUGUGCACUGAAAAAGUAAUGCAUUAAAUUGACUUGAGUCAAACGUUGACAUCAUUAACACAUGAAUAAAAUACAGCGUAUAUCUGGAAGUUUGUAGACACCCAGUCUAAUUCAUUAUUAUUAGCUACGCAUGAGCCAUGGCCAAUUCUAAGGGUCAGUUAGAGAGGUAUAAAGAGUUGGACUGUAGAGCUGUGGAACCAUGUUCUGCACCAUCCAAUACCUUUGGGAUGAGUUGGAGUAGCAUUAGUGAUUCAGAACUAAUAAUUCAACAUCAGUACCUGACCUCAGUAAAGCUCUUGUGGCUGAAUUCAACCAAAUCCUUAAAAUAAAGUUCCACCAUUUAGUAUAAAGCCUUCUCAGAAGAGUGGAGGUUGUUGCUGCAGCAAAGGCGGAAUAAAGGUCCUAUUAAUUCUCUUGAUGUCGGAAGAAACAAUGAAGUGUCAGGUGUCUACAAAGCUAGGAUAAAGCCUAGUCCUUGACUGCACAGGAUUAUGAAUGAAGAUUCUCCAUUGAAAGGAGUCCAUGAUUCGGCUUAAUCCUUUUUGGGAAACCAUCCCACAGUGAAUGUCGCAGCAACAGAUUCAAAGCCAAAAGUACUGAAAGGCAUAAAUGUGUGGUUGUAACAUAUUUUAUUUAUGUACAGUUGAUGUACAUAUUUGACUCAAGUCUGCUGAGCACAUUACCCUUUUCAGUGUAGAACUUUUUUGUGUUAGGGAAAAAAAAAGGAUUAUUAUUGUCAGCAUGAGGUUGAAGAGUUGUAGCUGUAAAUGUCUUUGCUCCCGAUGAGAGCUGUUGAGGAUGACUGACUCAGUAUGUGCCUGCAGUAUGUUCUGAUGUGUUCCGUUGUGUCUCUUAUCAUGACGUUUGUGCAACUAUGUGUAAAUCCCUCUGUGACUACAUCUGUUUUCUUUAUAAAGAUUAAUACAAAAAAAAUGUUGUUCU
Messenger RNA from Pygocentrus nattereri (red-bellied piranha), 5291 nucleotides. It is a transcript of the gene abtb3b, whose product is annotated as BTB (POZ) domain containing 11b. The record is from RefSeq and is a predicted model, not a curated record. NCBI's taxonomy places the organism in Eukaryota, Metazoa, Chordata, Actinopteri, Characiformes, Serrasalmidae. Bases 1 to 3060 code for a protein of 1019 amino acids. The transcript has 17 exons. Gene Ontology annotation, molecular function: protein heterodimerization activity.